GCGAGAGAGCCACACACACUGGAGUCAGGGUACGGAAUGUGUGUGUGUGUUCCUGUGGGAGAGAGAUAGCUGACUAUACACAGGAGCCAGGGUUGCAGUUCACAAAAUCCACACAGAGCGUCGUCCCCUCACCUGUGGAGCGAAGAGUGAAUUGGAGAUGGAAGCCGCCCCCGUUCCAAUGACCAAAUAAGAGCGAGCGAGUGUGCCCACGCGCUGAAUGCAUAGGCUAUUUUCAGUGAAUGUUCUAAGGAUUCGGUGACUUUACAUUUAUUGUGUUUGAGUGAAGGUACAUUUGGACUUUUGAUUUCUACGCUGUCCGUAUUUAUUUUGUGUUUCUCACCUGGAUCUUAUCACUAAAAGCUCAAUGGAAAGGUAAAAGGACACCGUGCCUACCAAGAAAAUAACUCGCAUCCAAAAGAUCCAACAAGUGGAUGAACGAAUAUUCUGCUUCUGCACUAUUGACUGGACUAAAACAACGGAUUAAGCAUCUUUGAAUGAUCUCAUUGUCUUUGGAUUUUAUCUGUUUGUUUUCUAAUCCAGCGAGAGAAACCGCUGUUCCUUUUCAUCUGCACUGACAUCUCACUGGCGGUGUGUCUCAGCAGAUGGAGCCACCGUGAUGUGUUUAGUCUUGUUCAGCAAAUAGCCUGUAUAAGUGUAACAAUUUAGGCAAUUAAUUCAACUCGAUGAUUGUCAAUUAAUUUCCUCAACCCAGGCUAGAUAUAUCUCGCAAUUUGUGUAACAAAUAACUGUCAAGUAUCCAGAUAAAUAAAAAAGGAGAUACAGUGACAACGUCAAGUUUAUAUUUAUAAAUAAAAACAACAAUCCACUAGUCUUCUCCGUGUUCAUUCACCAAGGAACGGGGGAUAGGCUACCACGGAUCCUCUCUUCUCUCCUGCCUCUCGAAUCUGGGACCACAUCUGUUCCUUUCUAUUCAUGGACUUGAUCCUCCACACCCUGUUUGAAACUGGAGAAAAGUUGUGAGUGACUCUCUUGAACUCUCCCUUAUAUGAAGAUCAGGGCACAGGUGGCAGCCCCAGACCGUCACCGCAGCCAUGCCUAUCAUGCAUCCAAUCACCUCCAAUUUGAUGUACCGGGGCAUCUGCACCAUCCCAGACAUGCUCGCCUACCGAGCCCCGGUCAACCUGCCCGAGGACGAGGUGGAAGAGAUUCGCGAGGCGUUCAAGGUAUUUGACCGUGAUGGGAAUGGCUUCAUCUCGAAGCAAGAGCUGGGCAUGGCCAUGAGGUCUCUGGGGUACAUGCCCAAUGAGGUGGAGCUGGAGGUCAUCAUACAGAGACUGGACAUGGACGGUGAUGGUCAGGUGGAUUUCGAAGAAUUUGUCACUCUCCUCGGACCCAAGCUGACAGCAGCCGGAAUGCCAGACAAGUUCCACGGAACCGACUUUGACUCUGUGUUCUGGAAGACUGACAUGCAGAAGCUGACGGUAGAGGAGCUGAAGAGGCUGCUGUAUGAUACAUUCUCCGACCACCUCACCAUGAAGGAUAUCGAGAACAUCAUCAUGACCGAGGAGAGUCACAUAGCGAACCCAGGGGCCUGCCAGGUGGAUAUAGACACUAGUCCAACGCAGCAAGUCAAGCAGACGUGUGUACGCAAGAGCCUGAUAUGUGCUUUUGCCAUUGCUUUCAUCAUCAGCGUCAUGCUUAUCGCAGCCAAUCAGGUGCUUCGGAGUGGCAUGAAGUAGGCGGGGACGGCCACGGCCUCCUGACCCUCUGAAAGAGACUGCUGUAAGACACCUGGACAAAUGACUGAGAAAUAAACAGCUCAACAACAACAACAGACAAUUAAUCCACCAUCUAAAUAAACUGACAGAAAGGCAUGGCUCUCAUCCAAAUGACUUCAUGGGCAUAUUUCCCAACAUGCUCCUUUAUCUCCUUUCUGAAUGGAACCCAUUGAGACCCUUAACUACGGUGGCCUGGAGGUUGACCAUCAUCUGUGCAUGAAGUGCAUGGAUUUAACCAGUCGUCUCUUGAAACAUUUGUAGACCUUAUUAUCAGUGUAUAUCCAUAUGACUGUGUAACAAACAGAGGUGUGUCAUUAUUAACUUAUUGUGAACCAACUGUGACCAACUUUGUUAAUAGGGUCGCGGGUCAAGGGGUCAGUGGCGGGAAUGAACAAUGGGUUUUACAUCUGUACUGUGUAUCAAACAACAACAAACGAACAACAACAAACAAGUUAAUAUUUCAUAAUAAAUGUAUAUUUCACAGUUCUGCAUGAUCAAAAGGGCUGUUUAGUGGACUACAUGAUCAUAUCGUAAAAGUAGUUUUUGGACAACUGUUCUUAUUGACAUACUGUGGACUAUUAGCUUCACUGAGCACCCCAUAACGACCACAACAUAUCUCACAGCCAUAACGAUCAUAAUGUAUCUCACUGUCAUAAGGAUCAUAAGAUAUCUCACUGCCAUAACGAUCACAACAUAUGUCACUGCCAUAAGGAUCCUAACAUACCUUACUGCCAUUGAAAAACCAAUAACUCAGACGUGAUGGGUGUUGUAUUAGCAUAUCACUGGGAAACCAUACAGUAUUUGCUUGAUAUGUGACAUAUAUGCAUCAUAACAUUAGAACAGAGAUGUCUGCUCUGUACACGAGGAAUAUGAUGAAUGUGAUGGAAUGUAUACACUGCUAUAUUAGGCAAUACAUCACAAGUAUACAUUUCACAUGUGAUAUCGCUGGCUAGACAUGUUCAAUAUAGAACUGUAGGCUCAUCCAUGAGGAAGCUCUGCUCUGGAGAAUUGAAGCAGGAGCAAUUAACCUUCAAUCCACUUCCAUGCCUUGGUAGCUCCUUGUUGUCCUUGGAAUGCAAUACUUUUCCUAUGGCGACUUUGAACAUACCAUAGUAAUAUAUUCUAUCUUGUUUUUUUAAAAUUAAAAAGUAAUGACAUUCACACUAGAUAAAAGAACCAGGAAGCACUUUCAUCUUAAAGACACUUCUGAAACCAGGUUUCUAUCCUAUGUCUCAUUCUGGGACACAGACUUUGCUAUACUGAUCAUCAAAUGGCCUGUGAAGCCCUGCAAUAAAGCACUAAUCCAACUCUGGGCAAUAUUUCCACCAUUGCUGUUCCAGUGCUCUUUAGAGUGUUGUGCAUGAUUGCCAGUGACAUCUUGGAAUACUGAUAAUCUCUAUACAUCUGUAUAAUACACAUUUUGACCAAAGCUAUGAAAGUCAACCAUUGUGUGGAGUAAAUGGCUCUCAGAAUGGAAGGAGAGAGAACAGUAAAAAAAAGUAAAUGGAAGAGCAAACCAUUUUUUAAUGUAGUUGCCAAAUAAAAGGGAAACUUGAAUAGCUCAUCAAUAUGUAUUGUUGUUUGAAUUCUAAAAAUAGUCAUGAUGUCUUCUAUUAGAUUUGUUGUAAAGAAACUACUAGGACAAGUACAAUACAAUGCACUGGAGAGACGCAAAAACAAAGAACUAAAAGAUAAAUGCACUUCGCUAAAAUACUUACAUCUCUUUUGGAGGCUGAGGACAUUUAUUUUGUAAUGUAAUGGAAGGUAGCCUAGUGGUUAGAGCGUUGGGCCUGUAAUCGAAAGGUUGGUAGAUCGAACAAGGCAGUUAAUCCACUGUUCCUAGGCCGUCAUUGUAAAUAAGAAUGUGUUCUUAUCUGACUUGCCCAGUUAAAUAAAACCUACUGUAUUGGACUAUUUGGUUUCACAUGAUUGAGCACACCAAUAUUUUGGUGUUACAAUUCAGCAACCGGGUGAUGGGAUUAUGAUUACUGUCCUGUCUAAAAACAGUCAAGACAGACAACAAUUAUCUCAUUUCGCUGAGCGUUUUGUUAAAAGCAUCAAGGUUGCAGUAAGGUUGCAGCAAGGUCACAGAGGACAUAAUACAAUUGCACAUUGUCAAUUCACCGUACUGUAAACAAAUAGCUUUGUUUUCAUUUUGCACUUUAUAAUAUGGCGUAGAUGCACACAAUGAUAAUACACCGCCAUUAUGAUUGUGUACAAUUUCAAAACAUACUGUACAUGCAUCUUGAAUGGUUACAGUAUUGUAUAUACAUGUUCCUUACAUCUUCAGAAAAAAUGGGAGUAGAUGAGAGAUAACUGAUAUAUGAACCUACUUCAUCUGUUGUUGGUACAUAUUGUAUCAGCUUGGGUGACACUAAAAUGUCAGAUUGGGUGAUACUAAUAUGUCAGCUUGGGUGACACUAAUAUGUCAACUUGGGUGACACUACAAUGUCAGCUUGGGUGAUACUAAUAUACCAGCUUGGGUAAUACUAAUAUGUCAGCUUGGGUGACACGAAUAUGUCAGCUUGGGUGACACGAAUAUGUCAGUUUGGGUGAUACUAAUAUGUCAGCUUGGGUGACACGAAUAUGUCAGUUUGGGUGAUACUAAUAUGUCAGCUUGGGUGAUUCUAGUAUGCCAGCUUGGGUGACACUAAUAUGUCAGCUUGGGUGACACUAAUAUGUCAGUUUGGGUGACAAUAAUAUGUCAGCUUGGGUGACCCUAAUAUGUCAGUUUGGGUGAUACUAAUAUGUCAGCUUGGGUGACCCUAAUAUGUCAGCUUGGGUGAUUCUAGUAUGCCAGCUUGGGUGACACUAAUAUGUCAGCUUGGGUGACACUAAUAUGUCAGUUUGGGUGAUAAUAAUAUGUCAGCUUGGGUGACCCUAAUAUGUCAGCUUGGGUGAUACUAAUAUGUCAGCUUCGGUGAUACUAAUAUGUCAGCAUGGCUGACAUUUGGCUACAAUGGUUAAAUAUCAUUACUUUUGGCAUAUUCUAAUGAGAUCAUUUUGCAUUUUAAAACAGAGGGUGUUGAGAAUGUUGUUCCAUGACCUAAUACUUUGCCUUAUACUCUGAGACAUGAAACACUCCGAGACAUGUUUAUUAUCAAAGCAAAGCUAUACAAAAAUAUAAAGACCAAUCAAAUAUUUAUUUUCUUUUUACAGAUGAAACAAAACAUAUUGUAUUGAAAAUGUUGAUAGUUUACUGAAUGUUAAAGUUGUAUUAAUUGUACUUUGAUACUUUAUGUCUCCAAAACGAUGUUGUAUUAUCCACCCGCUGUGACACAUGUUCAUUGAUCACACCAUAUGUACCUGUCUGUCUGUGGAAUGGUAUUUCACAGAAAUAAAAGUAUAUUGGCG
Messenger RNA from Oncorhynchus kisutch (coho salmon), 5093 nucleotides. RefSeq names its product calcium-binding protein 7. NCBI's taxonomy places the organism in Eukaryota, Metazoa, Chordata, Actinopteri, Salmoniformes, Salmonidae. Gene Ontology annotation, cellular component: trans-Golgi network membrane. The coding region runs from base 1053 to 1700 and encodes 215 amino acids. Gene Ontology annotation, molecular function: calcium ion binding. The record is from RefSeq and is a predicted model, not a curated record. The transcript is spliced from 5 exons.